UUGUGUGACAGCAGCAGCGCACAGAAGCAGCAAUGAAAUGCAGUUAGCAAUACAGCUGGGAGACAGGCAGCGAGGCAGGCACCGGGCCAGCAACUAAAAUGAUCCUACCGUGAGCCAGCCUGCAGCGCUUCCAAAAGUGUCUGACUACUACACAGGAGCUCGGCUUUCUUUGCAAUUACUCCAGCUCCCCCCCGGGUGACUGCAGUGCGUCCUCUGUUUUGGUUCUGUUUGCCUUUUUUCGUUGCUGGUUGUUUCUAGGGUGUUUGUUGUUUGUUUUCGUUUUGUUUUUGUGGUUUUUUUUUCUUGGUUGUUUUGGUGGUUUUUUUUGGUAGUAGUUUUUUAUUGGUUUUUUUUAUUAUUAUUAUUAUUAUUUUAUUUUUCUAUUUUCACCCCCACCCGCCCCUCUCUCCCGUGUCCUUGCUCUUCAGGAUGGCGGAAGCAGAGUUGCACAAGGAGAGGCUCCAAGCCAUAGCAGAGAAAAGGAAGAGGCAGACAGAAAUAGAAGGCAAGAGACAACAGCUUGAGGACCAGAUACUUCAGCUGCAGCAUUUCAAGUCAAAAGCUCUUCGGGAAAAAUGGCUGCUACAGGGAAUUCCUGCUGGCUCUGCAGAAGAGGAAGAAGCCAGAAGGAGGCAGUCAGAAGAGGAUGAGCUGAAGGUGAAAAAGCUGGAAGAAAACAUACACAGGCUGGAACAAGAAAUACAGAAAUUAGAAAGUGAGGAAUCCCAAAUAUCUGCCAAAGAACAAAUCAUUUUGGAGAAACUAAAGGAGACUGAGAAAUCCUUCGACAACUUGCAAAAGAGUUUCUCACACCAGGAUGGUGAUGCAGUAAAUUACAUUUACUCCCAGAUCCCUGAACUCCCAACCCUCUAUUCACGAACAGCAGAGCCAGUUCCUGGGCGGGACGGAGCAAGCAGAGUAGCUGCUUUGUGCACCAUGGAAAUUAAUGUGGAGAAAGACAAACAGACAGGAGAGACCAAGAUUGUCUCUGCUUCACCUAUUGGCCCAGAUGAGGCCCAUCAAAGAGGAUUCAAAGUCUAUGAUGAUGGUACCAAGGUAGUCUAUGAGGUUCACUCUGGUGGCACAGUGGUAGAAAAUGGAGUACAUAAAUUAAGCUCAAAGGAUGUAGAUGAACUUAUGCAAAAAGCUGGACAAUCAAGUGUAAAAGGAGGGUAUGAAACAAUGACUGUGUCAGACAGAAAUGUGGUAGCUGAUGGAAACCUUAGCCAUAUGAAGGAGCAAAUGCUCUUCAAGGAGGCAAAGCUGGAAAUGGUACACAAACCCACCAAAGGGCAUGCUCUGAAUCCUCAGUCCCAAGACAAACCCUGUGGUGGCGAAGCCCCAGAGGCCAGCGCAGAUCAGCCAGUGACAAUGAUAUUUAUGGGCUACCAGAACAUCGAUGAUGAAGAGGAGACAAAGAAAGUGCUAGGCUAUGAUGAGACCAUCAAGGCAGAGCUGGUCCUGAUCGACGAAGAUGAUGAGAAGUCACUGCGAGAGAAAACCGUGACGGACAUCUCCACCAUGGACGGGAACGCCGCUGAGCUGGUCUCUGGCAGGCCGCUGUCGGACACGACAGAGCCCUCCUCUCCCGAGGGGAAGGAAGAGAGCCUGCCCUUGGAAGCCACCCCAGGCGCAGGAGGAUUGGAUAAGCUGCCGAGGGGCCUCCUGGGACCGUGCUCCUGUGAAAGUCACGAAGCAGAGGAGGGUGCAGAGAAAUCUUCCAGAAUCCCUGAGGAUGACAUCAGGUUGAGAAAAAACAGAGACCAAAACUGUGCCAAUUUCUUGGAGCCAGCUACUGUGCUUGCUGGAAAGGAAGAGAAAAUGGAAAUUGAAGUUCCAGUUCCUGAACACAAAAGCAUCACCACAGUGGCUUCACCACAUCCCAUAGAAAAUCAAACCCACUUCUUUUCCCCUGCUGCCAGCCACAAUGGACUUAAGGACAGGCAUGAAUCUCUGGACAGUGAAGUUGCUAAAGAGAUCAGAUACCUAGAUGAAGUGCUGGAGGCAAAUUGCUGUGAUUCUGCUCCAGAUAAUACCUUUAAUGGGACAUCGUCCCCUGAACCAAGUGCAGUCUCCAUUAUGGAUGGCUCAGGAGCAUCUGUUAAUGACUCAGUACCCAUUGAAAGGGACAAAAAUGCAGCUGACAAGCAGGCACCCUUGGUGGCUGAACCAUGUCACAGUAGCAUAACAGAUGGGAACCUGAAAUCUAAUGGCCAUUCCUUGAGUGGACUAAAAGAAGACACUAGGGAGAGUCUGAAGGUGCCAGGAAGUCCCGCUUCUUCAAACAGCUCUAGAAGAUCCUCUAAGGAUGGAGAAUCAACUCUUACAACCCUUAAAAAAGAGGCUAAGUUUGAACUACGAGCGUUCCAUGAAGACAAAAAGCCCUCAAAACUCUUUGAAGACGAGGAAGAGAAGGAAAAAUACAGAGUCCGCAAAGUGAGACCUUCAGAGGAGAUGAUGGAACUUGAAAAGGAAAGAAGGGAGCUCAUUAAAAGCCAGGCUGUCAAGAAAAACCCCAACAUAGCUGCCAAAUGGUGGAACCCUCCCCAGGAGAAGACCCUGGAGGAUCAACUGGAUGAAGAGCAUCUGGAGUCUCACAAGAAGUACAAGGAGCGCAAGGAGAGACUGCAGCAGCAAGGUGGAACACCAACAUCUCCCAAACAGGUCAGCUGCUCCUUUGUACCACCAGAGCCAGUCAAUAUCAAUAAAGAAGAUAUUGUCACAGAACAAAUUGACUUCUCAGCUGCCAGAAAGCAGUUCCAGCUGAUGGAGCAUUCAGGUCCAUCUCAGGGUCAGGCCCCACCGAGGCGGUCAGGAGCACCCAAAAUGUUCUCCAUCAAACCCUUCUACAAAAGCCUCAAUUCUCCACAGGUAGACAGGCCCUUGUCCUCCGUGGUAAGACCUGUUUCAGUGUGUGGGCAAACAGGACAGCUUGAGGGUAACAAUGCCACUGUUGUCAAAGCACAGAAGGUCUCUUGUACCUCAGAAGAUGAUACAAGUGCUCAGACUACCCCUACUGAUGCAGUAAGAGAGUUACCAUGCAGUGAUAGCCCCAGAGCUGGACAGGCCUCGAAACUGUGGGCAGAGGACGGAGAAUUCAUGAGUGCAAGAGCAGUCUUCACCGUAGUGAAGGAUGAUGGACAGAGUGUGCUGGACCAGUUCCCAAAGUCAGCCAGCGCCCCUUCCCCUCCAGAGGAGCUCGACUCUGGUUUGGAUGACUUGUCUGUAAGGUCUCAGGAUACCACCGUCUUGGAGACCCUUUCCAAUGACUUCAGCAUGGAUAACAUCAGCGACAGCGGUGCCUCCAACGAGACCAUGAGCGCCCUGCAGGAAAGCUCCCUGGCUGAUUUCUCCCUGCCGCAGACCCCGCAGGCCGACACUCCAGCGGAGUGCAGGGGUGAAGGCAUCUCCAAGUCCUUCAGCGACCCGGGCUGUGACUCGCUGUCCUCUGCCUUGGCAGACUCCAUGCUGAUUGAUGACCAGCUGGAGUACCAUGCUGGCCUGCUCGUUCAGAACGCCAUCCAACAAGCCAUAGCCGAGCAGGCAGAUAAAGCAAACUGCAAGGAAGAGGAAAACCCAGCAGGGAAGAUCUCAGUCAAGGAGCAGCCAGCCACCACCAGGCCAGCCCCAGCCUCCAAGGAGCAGCAGAACCCAAUGUUCAAGCCACCCCAGGUGUCUUCACCUGUUCAGGAAAAAAGGGACACCGUACCAAAGACUUCAAAAGAUGAAGACUCAGGACUCAGGGAAGGGAAGGGUUUGCAGCAAUCACCUGUCUACUCAGCCAGCCAGCCGUUCUUUGUGGAGGAAAACAGGCACGAGGUCAGCUAUUUCAGCAAGUAUUCAGAGGCAGCUGAGCUGAGGAGCACUGCCUCCAUCCUGGCCACACAGGAGCCUGAAGUGACCGUCGGCCCUUUCAAGUUACGGUCAAGGAAACAGAGGACUUUGUCGAUGAUAGAAGAAGAGAUCAGAGCUGCCCAGGAGCGAGAAGAGGAGCUGAAGAGGCAGCGGCAAGGCCUGCAGGUGGCACCCAGCCCUGUUACCAAGAGCGCACCCCCCAUGCCCUCCAGAACCGUGUCUUACAAAACUGCACCAGGAAAGAUAGAGAAGAUCAAGCCUCCUCCAUCCCCCACCACAGAAGGCCCUGUCUCACAUUCUGACCAACCACCUGAGGAGCCUGCAGGAGCCCAGCGACCCAAGAACCUGAUGCAGACCCUCAUGGAGGAUUAUGAAACUCAUAAAACUAAGCGACGAGAAAGGAUGGAUGACAGCAGUUACACCUGUAAAUUACUGUCUAGCAAGGUUACCUCUGAGGUCCUGGAGGCCACCAGGGUGAACCGCAGGAAGAGUGCUCUGGCGCUGCGCUGGGAAGCCGGCAUUUAUGCCAACCGGGAGGAGGAUGAGUAACCACACUCCAGCGUGGAGACAGCAACCAGGCAUGCUGAAACCAAAAAAAAAAACAAAAAAAAAGAAAGGAAGAGAAGAAAAAAAAAAAAAAAAAAAAAAGGAAAAAAGACAGAAAAACCACCACGAAAGCAGCAGCAUUUUAGUCCCAAUAUUUAUUAAAUACACAACAGACUCAAUGAUGCACAUAGACGCAGAGAUGAUCCGACUCCUGGCAAUCCUAGAACAACAGGAGAAACCGUCCUAGAACAGGCCCCCCAUCUCCUUCCCUCCAUCCCCCGUCUGAAAUCAUGCGAUGGGGAGGUUGCAGGGGGUGGGAGCCCUCAGGGGGAGACACAAAGGGGCCAUUGUCCCCAUGGACCAGGGGGGGCUGCAGGCACAUGGCAGGAGGUCGGCAUGGAGGAGCCGGCAGCCAGGGGCUCACGUUCAUGCUUCCCACUGGCUGAAGUGACAUCCCGGCAUUCCCCCCGGGACCAUGCCCCCCCCAGCAGCUCCACGGUCCCCCCAGCAGCUCCCAGCAAACCCUCCUGCAGUUCCUUCGCCUCCCACAGCCGCUGCACAAGAGACCAUCAGCGUUACUUUGGCGUACUCCUCCCCAGCCACAAAACACAACAAUACUGCCCUCUGUUGCUGUUUCUUUGAAGGGACUGAAGGGUUUUCGGGAUUGGGAUGGGUUUUUUUUUUGGGGGGGGGAGUGGGUUCUGCUCCCCUUUCUAGUAAUUUAUCUGUUUAAAAGGAACAAAACAAAACAGGGAGGCAGUUAUUGCAAAUGUACAAUCCAGUAGACUCAAUAAAACAGUCCUUGUGUUGCAAACACAAACCACCACAAUUUAGGAGUGGAAUAGAUGGGGAUGAGAGCUAAGCCAAAUGGAAUACCUUAGCUUUAGGAUCCUAUAUGCUUGCAAUAUCACCUGAGCUCCAGGUUCUCAGAGCAUAUUUACCUAACAAUGUUUCUAAAUAGAAAAAUUUUAUUUAGAGGAUGACAACUAUUUUUUGAUGGUGGGGAGGGAAAAGAAUGGCAUAUUGUGUAAAAUCUGUGAAGAUGGAUAAUUUGAAGUAGAAAGGUAGUGGGAAAGGAAUACAAAUAAAGGACAUUUAAUUUUAAAAUGAGGCAAUAAUUGAACUAAGCCAGACUGGCCUAGAAAGAGGUAUGAAAUAAAGAAGAUAGUUACUUCUUCGACUAUAUUUAUACAAGAUAAGAAGCCUUUGAAGUAGAGUGCUUUGUGGAAGUCUUCAUGUUUCCAGGCAACAAAAAGCUAAAGGGCAUAAUGAGUUGGAAGGAGUGAGCAAGGAAGAGCGGACAAGGGAAGAAAACAUGCUUGCCAUUCAGCCAGUGUUUUCAGUGCUACAAGCAAACCAUAGAGCCUUUAGUCAUUGCUUAGGCUUGGGAUCAGCAGUGAAGGAUUAGUGUGGAUCUGGGGGGGGGCGGGGGGAUUGUGUGCGUGUGUAUGUGUGUGUGUGGGUGUGUGUGUGAGGCUGGCAUACCAGAAAGGGUAUGGCAGAGCGUGUACCGAGUAUUUUCUCCAAAGCUGUUUACCAGCUAUAGGGGUGAGUGCUAAUUUCUUUUUUUUUUUUUCCCUUUUUUUUUUCCUUUUUUUUCUCAAAGGGGAUAUAAAAAACAAGGCACUGAGUUAAUGCAGUAUUUGUGAUAUUGAAAUUUGACCCAACAUAGUAUUUGCAUGAGUCACAAUUGCAGAGUAUUGACCAGUUUUGUAAGCUGACAAUUAGGAAAACAAAUGUGGUAUUUAUUCUUGUGCUUUGUAUUUGUAUUUAGUAUAGAGGCUGCGGGUUUACUCUUUCUUUUCAUGCAAGCAAUACUAUAGUAAUAUUUUACAACUGGGAACCAUAAUUUCUGGACUAGAAACCAACAAAUUUGGGAGGUGACAGAAAAAAAAGACACUCAGCUGUUUUCUAUAUCAAAUAUUCUGCCUUUUUUAUAAGCAAACAAUUAUUAUUUUGACAUCUUUUAAAAAAAAUAGUCAGCCAGGGUGCUGGUCCUCCCUUAAGCCUUUCUUUGAUUUGCUGUGCUGUUUUAUCCUAAAACAGUGCUAAUUUAAAAUGAGUACUGAUACUGUGAACAUACUUCUGGUGCUUUUCUUACACAAACACAGAGCUCACAACUGAAUUAUUCCCCACUUCCCAUAAUUUCCUUCAGCUUGUGAUUUCUGUCCAUUUUGAGGCUCAUUUUCAGGGAAUUGUAGCAAAUACAAUUAAAUAUAUAUAUACAUAUACAUAUAUAUAUAUAUAUGUAUACACACACACCAAUUAACUCAGUUCUGUCAAUUGUCUCCCUAAGUGCUAUUGAACAGAAGAAAACCCUGCUGAACGGAGUGUUCACUGUGAUAAGGGCAGCAAGCUUAUCUCAAGGAUCCUGUCUCAACCCUGGUGCUUAGGAGGCACCAUGCCCAUGAAGGAAUCUCAUACCUAAGGAAGUGGACCUCUUGUUUAGACAUGGCAACCAACAGUGAAGUGUGAGCCACGUCUGCCGGCGGGUUGCUACCAUGAGGCUGAAGCAGCAGCAAUUCCACCACUGCAGCGUGCUAGUGAGGACACACGUCCUGUAGCUGCAUCUGUGAGCUCUGCACAUCUGUACCAAGAGGAGUCCUGGCUCCCUUCACCCUUGGGGAGAACUUAAGUGACACUGGGAAAAGGGUUUCCUGAGCAGAGGAGAUGGCCCCUGUGCAUACAGUGUGGUGGUCUUGUACCAAAGGAUGCUUACGAGAAUCCACCCACCCAGUAUUUGCUCCCUGAAAUCAGGGCAGCCGUGGUUUCCUAUAUCUUUAUUUUCUUUAACCUUUGCUACGUCCUCCCCUACUGCCACAAUCAGCCCCCAGUCUUUGAAGUGAAAAUUGAAUUGUUCCCCCGGAAAGAGGAUGUGGUGGGGGCAAGAGGCCAGGCAGGAGUUCUCUGAAGUAGAAGCGUUUACUUUCAGCCCCUUGACAAAAGUAUUUGCAUGUAUCAGUCCAGGAGAGCCAAACUUUCCACCCAGCAGAGUUUUUCUCUUCCAGAAAUUAUGGACACUUGUAGUCAGUGGCACACGCUCAGUGCUGUGGUGACACAAGUGUGAUGCAGUUUACUUGCCUCUGUUAUUUCAUUUGCAUGCUACCAAGCUAAGGUGUUUAUAAGUAUAUGCCAGUAAUACAUAUCUAUCUAUAUAUUACUAUAUCAAAUGCAACAAAAGAGUACUAUUGCAGAGUUAACUUUGUCUCCACAAAAGAAAUGCUCAGAUCCUUUCCCGUGGCAAAGACUGGUUUUAAUGAAACUGUGUAUUGAGAAAUAGAUAAGCAUUAGCAUUUGUGAUUAUAAUCAGUUUGGGGUUACAGCGCAGGUUUUCUGAACAAUUUGUUUUAGACGCUGCCAGUUUGGGCUUCAUCUUGUACUGACAUUAUCUGAAGGAAGAUAGAGUAGCAUUGGUGUGUUUGGCAACCAAAAGGCAGCAUCCUUGUCAUGACUUACCAACCAGUUUCAACGAUACCUGGCUUUCUGUAUGUUAACCACUUAAGUGUUAUCCUGCUUCUGUUUUAUAGUGACUGUGAGGCCUACAAUGCAAGUAUAUAAUUAUUUUCUCAUUAAAACAGAAACCUGUGUUGUGUUUCUAUAAAA
Messenger RNA from Apus apus (common swift), 8004 nucleotides. RefSeq names its product PALM2 and AKAP2 fusion (gene PALM2AKAP2). Gene Ontology annotation, cellular component: membrane. Bases 430 to 4404 code for a protein of 1324 amino acids. Lineage: Eukaryota; Metazoa; Chordata; Aves; Apodiformes; Apodidae. The record is from RefSeq and is a predicted model, not a curated record. Gene Ontology annotation, biological process: regulation of cell shape. The transcript is spliced from 12 exons.